CCAGUUAAAUCUAGAUGUUGUGCGAUGCUAUAAACGGCAGUAUUGUUCCCUAUUUAUCAUUUACAUUUUCUUUCAUGAUCUGUGGCAUUUCCGAUACGGGGCUGAAAGUUUAGCGUUGCCUUGGUAACGAAACGUCUUUCCAGGUCUCCGAGGCUGCUGAGGAUAUAUUUCAGUUAUGGAGCAGUGUCCCGAUGGCUUUUCCUCAGCAUCAUCUUUUGAAGCGUUGUGUAGCUUGCUUAACAAUGCUGAAGAAGAGGAUGAAAAUGAAGGACUUUCCUCAACCUCAGUGGUUAAUCCAGGAGAUAUUGGACAUUUAGGAUCAGAAAAAAAAGUGAGCAGUGCAUUACAAAAAGACAGAGGCACCAAGGAGAUAUGGAAUGUUUUGGAAGUUCGAGAUGGGUUAGAAUGUGAUGACUCUUUGGACCCAAGAGUACAGCCUGAAUAUGAAAUACUUUAUAAGCAGAGAGUUGGAAGUGAAGAUAUAUUCUUGGGAAUGAGUCAAAAAGACCCAUCAACAGCAUGCUGUGAGGAUAUGGUGGUUAAAAUCCAGCUCCCUAACACAAAAGCCUCUGAUCUGUCACUUGAUAUAAGGAGAAAGUUCAUAGAUCUUCGUACUCCAAAAUAUAAACUGGGAUUGCACCUUCCCCAUCCUAUAAAUGAAAACACUGGGAAGGCACAGUUUAAAGUGGACACAGAAACUCUGGAAGUGACUCUUUCUUUGGCCAGGGACUUUUUCAGCUUUUCAUGACUCCUCAAUAAUCUGUUGUUUAUAUAACAGGGUUUGUGUAACAGUUUUAAUCUCAAUAUAUGUUUAUCACAUUAUUAAAUGUAUUGUAGACAAAUCAUUCAUGUUUUUGUGUUACUGUAAACUGUAAUAAUAAUAACAUACCUAAUUGAG
Molecule: messenger RNA, 898 nt
Organism: Bufo bufo (common toad)
Lineage: Eukaryota; Metazoa; Chordata; Amphibia; Anura; Bufonidae
Gene: DNAAF6
Product: dynein axonemal assembly factor 6
Exons: 7
Coding region: 176-748 (190 amino acids)
Biological process (GO): axonemal dynein complex assembly; flagellated sperm motility
Cellular component (GO): cytoplasm
Molecular function (GO): protein-folding chaperone binding; dynein intermediate chain binding
Source: RefSeq, a predicted model, not a curated record